Pieris macdunnoughi is the source of this 1131-nucleotide messenger RNA. NCBI's taxonomy places the organism in Eukaryota, Metazoa, Arthropoda, Insecta, Lepidoptera, Pieridae. The record is from the annotation of a GenBank genome assembly.
AUGGAACAUGGGCUGGAUUCCGAUGGAAAUGAAGCUGCCGUUGCAGGCACGUCAGCGGGGGCCGCCAACACUGCUUCGCCCAUAACGCCUCAGAUGAUGAGCCAAUUGUUCAAGAGACGACCACUAGUAGGCCAACUAGUCUUACCGACGCCAGGAUGCGAGUCAAAUUCCACUUCACCGUCAACAUCACCCACGGCAGUUUCGCCUACUUCUUCCACCGAUAAAACUGACAACCGGGAUCCACUGAGCUUCUAUCCUGAAGACAUGCACAGAGAGGAGGAGAGGCUCAAAACAUUCGAUAAAUGGCCAGUAACGUUUAUAUCGCCGGAAUCUCUCGCUAGAAAUGGAUUUUAUUAUCUCGGUCGCGGUGACGAAGUGCGUUGCGCCUUCUGUAAGGUCGAAAUAAUGAGAUGGGUCGAGGGAGAUGACCCAGCACAGGAUCAUAGUCGUUGGGCACCGCAGUGUCCCUUUCUGAGACGUCAAAUGGGUGCUGGAAACGUCCCUCUCGAUGCAGCUGUCAGCGGAGGUCGCGAUGAAUGCGGUGUGAGAGCGCCGGUCACCGCGGCGCCUGUACGCAUGCCGGGCCCCGUACACUCCAGAUACGCGUCCGAGGCUGCUCGUCUUCGCACCUUUGCCGACUGGCCUAGAAGUAUGCGCCAAAAGCCAGAAGAACUGGCGGAAGCUGGCUUUUUUUACACGGGUCACGGCGACAAAACCAAAUGCUUUUACUGUGAUGGGGGCCUUAAGGACUGGGAAAAUGACGACGUCCCAUGGGAGCAACACGCCCGUUGGUUUGACCGAUGCGCUUACGUCCAGUUAGUGAAAGGUCGCGACUACGUACAGAAAGUCUUAGCCGAAGCGGCUAUCGCCGAGGCGCCUAAGAAGGAGAAAGAUACGUCAAACGGAGACCCCGCUCCACCCACGAAUACAAACACAAACAGCGCGCCUGAGAACGAAGAUAUCCCCGUGGAGGACACGAAAUUAUGUAAAAUUUGUUUCGCCGAAGAAAGAAACGUGUGUUUCGUGCCCUGCGGCCACGUGGUGGCCUGUGCCAAAUGUGCCCUGUCCACAGAUAAAUGCCCGAUGUGCCGAAGGACGUUUACGAAUGCAGUGCGCCUGUACUUUUCGUGA